AGCCCGCUGGGCCGGCCGAGUUUUGGAGUGAGGGGGACGCAAAUCCGAGUGCAGCCGCUGGAAUGGCCACAGUUGGGCCGAAAGACGGCGUACGAUAGAGCGGGACCCCCACGUAAGGACACUGCAUCGUACACCGGCUCGCCCUAACGAUCUGCAAUGCGCGGCAUCGGGUCAAAAAGGUCUUAGGAAUUGCUUGUGCUCCAGGAUGUGACAUGAAGAAGUGGCAAGACAGGAGUGGUCCCCACGAGCUUUUGGAGCAGCCACAGCAUUCAUGGAUGGGGUUGGAACCUUUAACCAUUUAAUCCCCAGUGACCAGUUGGAAGAGUCGUUGUUAAUAGGACAGAACUUGGAAAGCGAAGCGAGUGAUGAGUUUGGAACUGGUCACCACGUGCUGCAAGACUCGUUGAAGAAUAUGCUCAGUGACAAGGAUCCCAUGCUUGGAUCUGCAAGUGCUCAGUUUCACCUUUUGGAUAAUGAGGACGCCGGCUAUGAGAUUGCUGAUUCAGCAGGUCUGGCCGGGAUGAGUAAGUCAAAAGGUACGUGUGGUGUUUCCAGGUCCCCUGCGACUCGACCCAAGGGCCAAAGGGGCCGGCCGAGGAAGAGCCCUGCCCCUCUGACGAGGAAGAGCCCUCCCACUCUGCCGAGGAAGCCUUCCCAUGAAGUGGACCAGGAGCCUGUGAAAUCUGGCUUAAAUCCAGCCAGUAGUACAGAGGCUGUCAGCAAACCGGCCAGCAGCAGAGCCACCAGAAGAUGUGACAGGAGAGGAGGAGUCAAACAGCAGCAACAGGAAGCAGCGGAAGCACAGGAAGACCCAGCGGACAGCUCCCAGGAUAAGGAGGAAGGAGCUGGGAAAAGCGCAGUUUGCAGCAAAGUCAGACCGUCGAUGAACCCUGUCGUGGUGUUAAGGCGUCUGACUGUGACUGUAGGAGGGUACAAAAUUGAGCUUCUUCCAGGACCUUCCAAAUCCCCAUCCACCUCAGCCCCGGGUGCAAUACCUUCUCAGGUCGUCUCCGAUGCUUCGGGGAGUGUUGAGGGUGUGAACUUGUCAGCUGCACAAGAUGGGGCUGUAACAAUGGCAGAUGGCAAAGUGGUUGAACAUUUGACCUCCGUUCAGGACGUAGGGAAGUGUGGCACAGCUGAAGCCCCUGCUGAGCUGGGACCUUGCGUGAAUCCCAAUGAAGUGCAGGAAGGCUCUAAUGUGCUGUUAAGCACUAGCCAUCAAGCCAUGGAUGUGUGCACGGCAGAGACUGAAGCGAAUAACCCGUCAGAUUUACAACAGCCAGAUUCAGGGAGCGUCAAGGAGCCUAAGGGUAUAAACUCAGGUGAAAGUGAAUCCCGGACAUGUUCAGAUGCUAACAAAUCGGUGCUGCUUGAUACAGCAGCUGGCAAAGACGGUCAGGACCAAAAGCCUCCUGCCCACAAGCAGCUAAAAUUGAAGCAGUCACCAGCAUCUCCCAAGAAGAAGACCCUGGAGCCCAGCACCUCAAAGAGAGCUGGAGGAGAGCCCAAGACCCCUCAACCAAAAAAUAUGGCCAGGGGUGACAUCCAGGACAUGCAAGCCAUCAAAGGCAAGUCUGUUGUCAUGGGCGCUAAAAGGCGCACAGAGCAUCUCCAAACCUACCCGCCUUCCAAAAUGCCGAGGGUGCCAGGUAAGAGGUUGGCCAAACCAGAUGUUGGCCCCAAGCUGUCCAGUCCAUUUCACCCUGUGGUUAAAAGGCUUCUGCCUGGAACGGUCAGUGCAGAUGGAAGUCAGAAACGGCAUCCUGGUACGCAGGCUGGGAAUUCCAAAUCCCCCCAUCUUCCAUUUGGGCCCAAGCCAGCCCACCCCCAGGUGGCCGUAGCCAAACCUGCCCACCUCCUGAGGGAGCCGUCGGAGGACGACGAUCAGGAGAAGUUCAGAGCAAAGAAGCAGCCGGAAAAGGCCUCACAAAGACCGAGGAGCAAAAGUGGCCGGAGCUUGUCUGUGGACGAGCCCCCGCUCUUUAUCCCAGAUAAUGCUCCCCUGCUCAAAAAGGAGGCUGCUGAGGAAGAACUUGCAGAAGGAGAGACCAUCUGGGAUCCGAGCAAGCAUUGUGGUUUCUGCAGAAAGCCUCACUCUAACCGGUUCAUGGUGGGCUGUGGUCGCUGUGAUGACUGGUUCCAUGGUGAGUGUGUGGGGCUGGACUUGGCAAAGGCCCAGCAGAUGGAGAAGGAGGACCAAGAGUAUGUCUGCCUUAAGUGCUGCGCUGAGGAGGAUAAAAAGGUUGAGUCUGAGGACCACGGGGCAGCCUCUGUUGAAAGGCAGGUCAAAGCGGAGCAAGCCCAAGAGAACAAGCCUGCUGUCAGAUAUGAGAAGAUCAGCCACCAGCCAUCAGCCACGGCCGUCAGGAAGGACUCUCUGGAAAGGAAGUCUCAAGAAGACAGAGAUGGAGAGAGCAGAGCAGCAUCUGCUUCGGACCAAAAAGCACAUGUGCCCAGGCGCCCUCACGCUUCAGGGGACGCGACGCACAAGAUCGGAGCGCAUGAUCGGCAGGAGGCAAAGAAGGCAAAGACAUCUCCCGCGGCCUCCAAGAAGCCUUCAGUUGAGCAGAUCAGGAGGAAUGUGCGGGACUCCCUCAAAGACAUCCUCCUGAAGCGACUGAAUGAGUCUGACCUGAAGGUGUCCACAGAGAGGGCAGCGAACGUGGCCAGCAAAACGGAGAAGGAACUUUUUGCCUUCUUCCGGGACACGGACAGCAAAUACAAGAGCAAGUACCGGAGCUUGAUGUUCAACCUCAAAGAUGCUAAGAACAAUGUAUUAUUUAAACGGGUUCUCAAAGGUGAGAUCUCCCCUCACCAUUUAAUCCGAAUGAGUCCGGAAGAGCUGGCCUCCAAAGAGCUGGCUGCCUGGAGACAGCGGGAGAACCGGCACACGAUUGAAAUGAUAGAAAAAGAGCAGAGGGAGGUGGACAGGCGGCCCAUCAUAAAGAUUACACACAAGGGUGAAAUUGAGAUUGAGAACCAAGAGCCAGAGAAAGAACCGGAACCUGCCAAUAUUGAGCCUGAGCCGGUGUCGAAACCACCAGAAGAACCCGAAAUGGCCCCCCCAGAACCUGAACCAGAGAAUACUAAAGAUACAACCGCCCAACACAAGGCUCACCUCUUUGACUUGAAUUGCAAGAUCUGCACAGGUCGGAUGGCUCCUCCCGUGGAAGACGCCACCACCAAGGUGGUGAAGGUGGCCACUACAGUGGUGCGGAGGCAGACGAGCACGGAGGGGGAGGGCCAGACCAGUGCCUCAUCUCCGUCUGAGGAUCUGCCCUUCGGUGCCAUGGAAGACAGCUUGGUCAGCCCCAGGGUCUUGUCUUCCAUCGAUGAAAGGUUAAGUGGCAGGGAAGAUGAAACCACCUUUUUGGACCGCUUGGAGUUGCUGUGGAAGGGGUUUGUCAACAUGCCCUCCGUGGCCAAGUUUGUCACCAAGGCCCAUCCUGUUUCGGGUGUCCUGGACCACCUAACAGAGGAUCUGCCUGAUAGCAUCCAGGUUGGUGGAAGAAUCUCGCCACAGACAGUGUGGGACUAUGUGGAAAAAAUCCGGGCUUCUGGAACCAAAGAGGUCUGUUUGAUACGAUUCAGUCCUGUCACAGAGGAAGAUGAGAUCUCCUAUACACUGCUCUAUGCCUACUUCAGCAGCCGUAGACGUUACGGCGUGGUGGCUAACAACAUGAAGCACGUCAAAGACAUGUACCUUAUCCCUCUGGGAGCCUCAGAGAAGAUCCCACACCAGCUGGUCCCAUUUGAUGGGCCAGGGUUGGAAGUGAACCGUCCAAACAUUCUCCUGGGAUUAAUAAUUAGACAGAGGGUCAAAAGGGACUUUGGAGUCCUCUUGUCUGUGGACAUUCCGGAAGCCUCGUCUGCAAGGUUUCUGCCUGAGAGCCGGACCAAGCUGGAUUCCAGUAGUGAGAGUGGAAGUGCCCUCACUGGUGAGGACUACCUGAACUCCUUGAAGGCAGCACGGUCUACCGAGGCCACAAACCCACAACAGUCAGCUGUGAGUGACACCAAAACUGGGAAACUGCAGCCGGAAGAGGCCCCAUUAACCACAGAGGGGAACCUCCAUGAAACUGCCAAACCGCUUCGCUUCCUCCCGGGGGUGCUGGUCGGUCGGGAGGGGCAGCCCUGUGCCGACACUGCGUCCAGGCCUCUGGGAGCAGUCGACGCUCCUCAGGGUCUAUCGGGCAGCACGGAGGAGGCGCCGAACAGGCAGGCUCUGCCGGGGGAUGGUACAGGGAGGGGUAACGGCUUCAGCAGAAGCCCAGCUUCCAAUGGCCUUCGGCUUGACCGCUUCAUUAUAAAGAAGAAAGAGCCAAAGGGCAGUAACCCUGAGCCACAACAGAAAACAGCCAGUCUGGAAGACUCUUUGGCUAAGGGACUAAUCAGUGACCCUAACACUGCCACUGCUGAGAGACCUUUGAAGGCUGAACCUCCAGCUGAUUCAGAAGGUGUCGUUCCAAACCUGCCGAAUCGGGUAGGCCAAGGGCUCGAUAAAGCAAGUAAGGUCGAUUAUAUGGGUCAAGAAGCCAAACACGAAGGGCUGACUUCAAUUUCCACAACCACAUCAAACUCUGCCCUCCCCGAGACACCCAGCAUGACGUCGAAAGCCAGCCCUUCGGGUUCAGCUGCUGGCCCGAUGCAGUCUCCGAGUGGAAUCCUGAAGGCCAGCUCUGAAACGCUGGGUACCAAACCAUCGUCAGCAGAAGGAGAUACCAAGCAGGAGGCCGCCAAAGCAGACAGCCAGCUCGUUUCACAAGAGCAUCCGCUGGCAAGUGGGCCAGAUGUAGGUACGCAGCCAGUGCCUCACCAGCCAGCAAAAGACACCCAAACCAUUGGCACCAUCUUGUCAUUUGGUAAAGCUGAAGACUGUACUCCCCGUCUGGUUCUUCCCCCCAACCCGCCAACACCCGUUUUUAGUCAUGUUGGUCAAGGGCUACCAGUAGCUACGUUCCCUCCAGGCCCAGAUGCAGAGGUUCAGUACCAGCAAGCCCCUACACCUCUCUUCCAAGCCCCAGACCAACAGGCACAGUCAGGGUUCACCUACACUGGGGCACCUCCGCCGUUUCCGCAGUCGAAUCCCUCACAUCAGUAUCCCAGCGCAACGUGGCCCAGCACACCAGCUGUGGGUUUCGAGCUCUCCCAACAUGUCCCAUCUGGGCCCCCACUAUCUUUUGAUGCAUCGAGGACCACAGAGUCCUCAAAGUCACUGCCUACACCCAAGGAGGACAAGGCACCAGAGCAAUACCAGGGUGACCCUUGGGAUCGGCAGCCACGGCAAGCCGAUGACGGCUACAAGCGGGAGAGCAGUGACCAACACGGCCAGCUAAGGCACCACGGCGAGACUCACCACGAGAAGAAGGGCAGGCAUCACGACCGAGAGCAUGGGAAGUCCUGGGAGCACCAGUCAGAGAAAGGCGGACACUGGGAAAGGAGUAGGAGCCGGAGCCGGAGCCGAGAGCGUCACCGUGGACAUGAUGACAAGCACAGGGACAGCCGGGCUCGCCACCGAAGCCGGAGCGGCAGCGAGCACUCCAGGAGCGAGCGACACCACCGGCAGCAUGGCGAGUGGGACAAGCACCGCGAACGGGACCGUGACAAGCACAGGAGAGAGACUUACGACAAAGGGAGGCGGAGUUCAAGAGAUGGGGCCAAGGAUGGACGGUCAUGAGGUGUACCCCCCUCCCCCCACUGUCCGUGCCAUCUUCCCGGGAAAUUCCUUUCUAUUGUCACACUUCCCGACCGUUUAGGGCAGUCAUUUCAGUAAGAAUAAUUACAUGUUCAUUACGCAGUGAAAGCUUUUUUAAAAACUAAUAGUAUGAGUUGCUGUUUUGUUUUUUUGAAAACUGCUGUACAUUUUGUAGUUCAUAUUUUUAAGCGCUUCACAUAAUGAGCUACUGACUUUAGAGCUGGAGGUUUUGACUGACUGGUUUUAACGAUUCUGCGCCAUAUGUAGUGAGCUUCUUCAGUGCAUGAACCUGAACCUGACCCGGGCUGGGGGGGGGGGGGGGUGGCGAAACGUAUGUAAUUAGAAAUAAGGACUCCAGAAUGCAGCUGUGCUGAAUAUGCCUACUCCUUUGUAAGUGCACCACUAAAAUAAAUGUUUUUCUAUUUGUUCCUAA
Molecule: messenger RNA, 6128 nt
Organism: Paramormyrops kingsleyae
Lineage: Eukaryota; Metazoa; Chordata; Actinopteri; Osteoglossiformes; Mormyridae
Gene: phf3
Product: PHD finger protein 3
Biological process (GO): DNA-templated transcription
Cellular component (GO): nucleus
Source: RefSeq, a predicted model, not a curated record